Molecule: messenger RNA, 468 nt
Organism: Polychytrium aggregatum
Lineage: Eukaryota; Fungi; Chytridiomycota; Chytridiomycetes; Polychytriales
Exons: 3
Coding region: 158-403 (81 amino acids)
Biological process (GO): cilium assembly; protein polyglutamylation
Cellular component (GO): ciliary basal body
Source: RefSeq, a predicted model, not a curated record
ACCGUCAGAGCUCGCGCGAAAAACAUGAGCCGGAUCAUGAAAGCCCAUGCCCGACAAUCACGCCCGAUAUGGCGUCCGCAGCCGAGAGCGACGGUGGCGCCCAUAGGUCCGAUGCAACUGAGCCGACACACUCAGCGCUGCCACCUGCUGAUCCUCGAUGUGCGCGAAACCCGCGGAGUUUGAGGAAUGUCAUAUCGUCACAUCCAAGAAACUAUCCGGUUUUUCGACUCUCUCGCGAAGCUUCCAGUUCUCAGGCGAAGUGCUGAGACUCAAAAACUCCCCUAGUGUUCUGAUUGUGAUCGUCGACGAGGACGAGCGCACUUCGAGCGCGAUGAUUCGUUUUUUCGUGGAGCGCGGAUAUGAAAACGUGCGACUGCUUAGCGGAAUCGGUCUCGGCUGUUGAACCAAAUCUCCUGGAGCUGCGCGGCCGGCUUCUGCAUUGAUUCUUCGCGCGAGCAGGGGCUCCAC